AAUAUCUUCUGGGACCAUCCCAGAUGCUUUCAUCUCCUCAAAUAAAGAAACGGCCUCCAAUCCUCGACCAUGCAUAGCCAGGCCAACGAUGACAGAAGUCCAAGAAACAAUUGUUCUCUUGCUCAUGUUUCUAAAUAACCCCAAUGCUUUAUCAACAUCCCCACACUUUGCAAACAUGUCUACGAGGGCAUUAGAGAGCUCUACAGUUUUUAAAACCCUUUCCUUCUCGAUAUAAGACUCAAUCCAUUUUCCAAGCUCAAGGGCACCUAAAUCAGUACAAGCAGACAGAACGGAAACCAUGGUAACAUCAUCUGGGCAAACACCUGCAAUCUGCAUCUUCCUAAACAGCCCAACAGCACCAGCAGACUGGCCCAAACGUGCGUACCCGCCAAUCAUUGCAGUCCACGUAACCGGGUCCAACUUUGGCAUUUCAUCGAACAACUUCCUAGCAAACUCCAUCCCUCCGGAACAGCAGCAAUACAUGUGAACCAUAGUGUUCUGCACAAAAAUAUCAUCAUCAAACCCAAAUUUUACCAAUGAACCAUGAACCGCCUUACCCAAAUUCAAGUCCCUAAGACCUGCGCAGGCCUUUAGAACGAAGGGAAACGCAUAUUUAUUGGGCGAAAUCCCAUAUCCAAGCAUGAGGUUAUAAUAAAAUAUAGCAUUGUGCUUGGAUUGACUACUUUCAGCGUAAGCUCUAAUGAUAGUACUGAAAAGGAAGGCGUCAUAGACACGGGCAUCUUCCACUGAGAAAACAAGCGACAUCGCGUAGGGGAUGGCAUCGAGAUUGGACGAAGCAGAAGUGAACUUGGUGAGGACUAAAGGGUUAUUCUGGAAACCCAAUUUGAUAAUGUGGGUAUGGAGUUGAGCGAGUUUGGGAAGAGUGUUACAGGCUUGGAGGAUAUCCAAGCAGGGUUGUUCAACAGCUCUAUGGUUCAUGUUGGAUUGAUGGUGAAGGGUCGUCGUUUUGAGCUUUGACGUGUUUAUGCUAUGUAAAAGCCUUGGUUUGAGGUAUGAGAAUCGCAUUUUUGAAAAGGCACAACGGCUUUCCUCUUGGCCUGAAGGAGGCAUUUGCAUUGUCUACAGAACGACGUCGUUUUGAAUGAAUAGCUGCGUCGUUUCAAACAUGAUAGACGUGGACAACCUGGGGUUCACUCUUCACCGCCUACAUUUUCGAGCUCUUUACUCCACUCUGACAAUUUGGUUUCUCUGAAUUCUUCUGAAUUCUGAUUAGGGAGAGACACGGGCUCAGAAAAUGAGAAGGGUCUCUUCGAAAAUCUCUUCUUUUAUAUCCCAACGGUUUCUUCAGCCGAAACCUAAAUUUCAAAUCAAUGUGUUUCGCUUUUACUGUGAUCAUCCCCAUCUUUCUUCGCCAAAGCGUCCAGGACCUCUCACACGCUAUAGGAAUCUAGUUGAGCAAGGGAAGCUCCAACAUGAUCCUGACCAGGAAAGAGUUGCUCUGGAAUUGGACAAUUUACUUGGGAGGUUAGAGCAAUAUGAGAAAGAGAUGGAGGAAUAUCAUGUAACCCUAGCAAAGUGGGAGAAUCAAAGGGAGAAUGAGCGACGCAGGCUUUUGAUGAAGGAAGCUGAGCUCAAACAACAGGGAGACAUAGGGACAACUGUAAGCAAGUACCGGAAUAGACUUGUUGAGAGAUGGAUGUUUCGGAAAAAACCUGACAAUGUCGAACCAGGAGUGGGAAAAUGGGUUUCAUACCUUAAUCGAGAAAAGAAGUUGGAUACAGUAAUUGGUCGGCGCCCAACUCCUCCUCCAGCUCCAAAAGGUUUAUAUUUGUAUGGUAGUGUAGGAAGUGGAAAGACAAUGCUUAUGGAUAUGUUUUAUAGUGCUACUGAAGGAAUUGUUAAACAUCGAAGAAGGUUUCACUUUCAUGAGGCUAUGCUUGAAAUAAAUGAACAUAUGCAUAAAGUAUGGAAGAAUCAAGUGGAGGAAAAGUCUUUGCAGUCGAAUAUUUCUAGCUGGAUUAUGAAUCUUCCUUUUGAUACAAAAGUUAAAGAAUGGUUAGCUGCGGAAGAAAGAUAUAAGCAUGAGGUACAGAUGAAAAACAUUCUUCCUGCUGUAGCAGAUAAGUUUCUUGUAGACCGAGAGAUGGAUCAAAGAGGGGCUAGCAUUCUUUGCUUUGAUGAGAUUCAGACUGUUGAUGUAUUUGCUGUUGUGGCCUUAUCUGGAAUUAUAAGCAGAUUGUUGAGUACUGGAACUGUUCUUGUGGCCACCAGUAAUCGAGCACCAAAUGAUUUAAACCAGGAUGGCAUGCAGAAGGAGAUCUUCCUAAAGCUUGUUGCCAAAUUGGAGCGGCACUGUGAGAAUGUUUUGAUUGGAAAUGAGAUUGAUUAUCGCCGCCUUAUUGCACAGAGAUCUAUAAACAAAGCCCAUUACUUCUGGCCUUUAGAUGGUAUUGCUUUUAAGAAAUUUGAGGAAAUGUGGCAUGAGGUCAUAAACCAAUCAGGAGGAAAGGUUAUAUCUAGUACUAUUCUGGUGAUGUUUGGCAGAACAUUGGAGGUUCCUGAGAGCUGUAAUGGAGUGGCACGGUUCAAAUUCGAUUAUUUAUGUGGUCGGCCGGUGGGUGCAGCAGACUAUAUUGCAGUAGCUAAAAACUAUCACACUGUUUUUAUAUCUGACAUUCCUGUGAUGAGUAUGCGUAUUCGUGACAAGGCAAGGAGGUUUAUCACCCUUAUUGAUGAGCUAUACAAUCAUCAUUGCUGCCUGUUCUGUUCUGCAGCUUCUUCUAUUGAUGAUCUGUUCCAAGGAACUGAAGAGGGAACCCUUUUUGAUUUGGAGAGGCAAGUAGUCAUUAUCCUCAGCUUGUGCUCGACACCUCCUGAUUGUCUUCUUGUAUUUUCUUCAGUUUUUUUAUUUUUAAUCACAUCUUCCAGCCUCUUAGUUCUUUUGCACAAUCAAGUUCUAUUACAUUUUUGUGUGAUUAGAAGACAUAUCUUGGUUAUGCAUAUUCAUUUCCAUUUUAUUUCCCAGAAAAAGUUUCAGGUUAUAGUUCUGUUUUGUUUGCCAAUGAAAUAUUACAUAGGGAAAGAUUUUGAAGAAAGGUGGGGAUUAGGCUUGACAUCCCCCACGGGAGAAGGUGACCAUUGGAUAGCAUCCUCCUUUAGUAUGGAGGUUUUCCUCAAAGUUGAUAUAAUUGAUUGGGAUGCAUUCCAUGAUUUAUAGAAGGAUGGUCCCACUUUUGGCGAAAUAUCUAGUGCCUUUAUGGCUUGAUGGUACCACAGAGAAAAUAUCUUGCGUCUUUAUGGUACCACAGCAUUAUGCUAAUGUGGUACCACAGAACAUUCACAUUGUGCCACUUACUAUAUAGGUGUUGAAUAUCAUUCACAUGUACUAAUAUUUUAAAAUUUUCUUUUUCUUAGAUUCUUGAAUCCAAGGAGGAUACUCUUAGUAACUUAAUCAACUAAUUUAUUUUGAUGGUAUCUAACAUCUAGUUUGAAGGAGGGCUGAGUGCUUCAUGUGUUUCAUCUUGUGUUCUCUAUAGCAACUUCCUCAAUUGUUACCUCAAAAAGGGCCCCAUAAAUAGCUUAGUAAUUUGAAUAAUUACUUUCUUUCUCCAUUGCAAAAAUUGAAAAAUUAUUUUGA
Messenger RNA from Vitis vinifera (wine grape), 3598 nucleotides. RefSeq lists its product as uncharacterized. The record is from RefSeq and is a predicted model, not a curated record. The transcript has 12 exons. The coding region runs from base 1256 to 3178 and encodes 640 amino acids. NCBI's taxonomy places the organism in Eukaryota, Viridiplantae, Streptophyta, Magnoliopsida, Vitales, Vitaceae. Gene Ontology annotation, molecular function: ATP binding; ATP hydrolysis activity. Gene Ontology annotation, cellular component: cytoplasm; mitochondrion.